Dendronephthya gigantea is the source of this 2446-nucleotide messenger RNA. RefSeq names its product RING finger and CHY zinc finger domain-containing protein 1-like. The record is from RefSeq and is a predicted model, not a curated record. Bases 1411 to 2037 code for a protein of 208 amino acids. NCBI's taxonomy places the organism in Eukaryota, Metazoa, Cnidaria, Anthozoa, Malacalcyonacea, Nephtheidae. The transcript has 8 exons. Gene Ontology annotation, molecular function: ubiquitin protein ligase activity; zinc ion binding. Gene Ontology annotation, cellular component: nucleus. Gene Ontology annotation, biological process: ubiquitin-dependent protein catabolic process; protein ubiquitination.
CUGUGAAAAUACAGGAAGUAAGGACGUUACCAGAAGUAAGGAGUUUUUCAAUUAGUUUUCUAAAAUUCCGUAAACCAACUGAUAUUUUUUGGAACGCUUCUAUUGCUGCGACUGUAAAAGACAUUUAACACGGAAAUGAACCAAAAAGAGUUGCAUUCCGUUCGGUCUAGACUAAUUAACGACUAGAUAGAUUUAUAUUUAUUGGCUAAAAAACGUUUAACAGUGCAGAAGUGUCAUUUGUUCUAGUUUCAACUCCGUCGUUCUAGCGUUAGUUAUCGUAUUUACAAAAAUCGUUAAUUUAAAUCAUUGGGUGUGUCUGGUGUUAGUAACUAUGGUGAUUGCACAUUCAUAAAACUCUUUUUACCAAUAAUAACUUGCUUGACACCCUUGUCAAGUAAUCAAAUCGAAAAAACUAUUUAACAUAUCGUUUCACAUAUCCUAUAAUUAUCAAGAAGAGGAAGUUUCAGCAAGAAUCUAAUUCUCACCAAAUUGCGUACAUCCGGGGUAACAUGAGUUGCGCGCGCACCGCCGCAUAAUCAAUGUGCUUCACCUCUCGCCUACGUGUUGGUCAGUUGCUAAGGAUAUCGCUUGAAGUCUGCUGUCUGUUUCUCUUUCUUUCUUUCUUUCUACGAUCCUGUCCGUUGUAGGUAAAUAUCCUUUGUCAAUCUCUUCAGUUUAGGUAAGUUGAUUUGUACAUCUAUGGUAGUAUUUGGACCUUUAUUCCAAGCAAUCCGCCAAAAUAGAAAUAAAGUUAUGAAGCCAUAGUUUAUAUAGUUUAAAUUGUGUAGUAUAACGUGUUACACUUGAACGGUUUCAGCGACGGGUCGCUGGCUAUAAUUCACAGUAAAAUACCUGCUGCAUACUAUUGUGCUUGUUGUAUGCCAUCGUAAGUGCACUCAUUGCAGCAAAGGGCACCGUGGUCGUGUUCAUGUUUUGUACACUGGCUGUAUUAUAACUCUCUCGAACUCAUAAUCCUGCAAUUUAUGUCUAGAUAAUUUAACUUAAUAUAUCUGCUCCGGUUAUUUCCGUGUAUUAGGAAAGAAAAUCAACAAAGCAUCGAUCAGUUCCUGCGAGAGCAAGCAUGCCGCAACGAUAUCACCUCGCCAAGCUUUUGGCUUAAUGGCCUUGUUUGCCGGUCAAUCAUACCAUGUGGUACCAAGUUACACUGGAGCGUUCAUUACACGAUUGGAGUUCUUAACGGAAGGUGCAAAAUCAGGUGCAAAAAUGUGACAUCAGUUCAAAGAAAAUCACAAAGGAAUAUACCAUAUAGGCAUAUACAAAUGUGUUAGCGUGGGCUUCAAACAAUAUAAGUUCUGUCUUUGACCGUUUUGGUGAUUAGAAAACUCGUCCCAUUCAUCCGUGUAGAUUCGGAUUUAAGAAGAGUUUGCCUGGUUUCUCGUCUGUAUUGACAUGAAUUCAACAUCUGUCUGCUAUAAGUCGACGCAGGAAAAGCAAAGUUGGCCAUGUAAUCAUUACGAGAGACGUUGCAUGGUGAAAUUUGAUUGUUGUGAUAAAUACUGGCCGUGCAGUCGUUGCCACAACGAGGCGAGCACGUGUAAGCAGAAACCAAAAACACGUGAUACGACGAUGAUAAAGUGCAUGAAGUGCGAAAAAGAACAACAGUUUGGUGAAAAUGGUCAAUUUUGCAUUUCGUGUAACACUCGAUUCGCUGAUUUUUACUGUGGUAUUUGCAAACAUCUGACCGGAAAGGGUAAUCAUCCCUAUCAUUGCGAGAAAUGCGGAAUUUGCAGGAAUCACGGAGAUCGUUCAUUUCAUUGCGAUAUUUGUGGUGUUUGUCUUGAUGUUCAACUUAAAGAAAAUCACAAAUGUCGCCCAGAUUCCGGUCAUGAGCAUUGUGGUAUCUGCCUGGAGGAUACGUUCAAAGGUUCCCAGAUUCUUCCAUGUUUCCACAAAGUCCACAAAGAAUGCCUAAUUUCGAUGAUGAUUCAAAGCGGAAUAACUCGUUGCUCGAUAUGCCGGGAGAGUUUCGACUACAAAAGCCCAAAAGCUGGAAAGAAGCCAUCAAAAAGGCGGUGAAGAUUCACACAACAAAAAAAGAUAUUUUAUACUUUUUUUAUAUAUUUUAUUAUUUAUAUAUUAGAGGUGUAUAUAUUAUAAUAAUUGAUCAAUUUUAGUGCGCGUAAAUUACGAUUGACACAUAAUUAUAUAGUUAAUGGUAUUUCAAUGGCGACCUAAAGGAGAGGGUUUUUUAUCCUCAAGCCAAUUUAUAGGUCGGGACCGUAAUGAUGUUUGCAUUCUCCAGUCUCCCCCCCCCCGAGUAAAUACGUGUAUAGAUAAAAAUAUUUGUAAAUAAAUCUGGAAACCCAUAGAAACUAGACGUUCUUAUCAGAAGGAAAAAUUGCUGCCGAAGAUCUGAAUUAAAAAUUUUUACAAUAUAACCAGGGAGCAGCGUGGAAGCAUCUUCAAACUACUUAGCAUCAAAUGU